ACUUUGUUAGUUAAUAUGAAUUCUUUUGUGCAAUGCAGUGUGUAUAGGAGCACACAUUUGAUGAGCAAAUGCAGAAGUUCACUAGAGCUAUUCUUUGCAAUAUGGUUUGUGAUGGGAAAUGUUUGGUCAUUUGACUCACGUUUUGGAACAUUACAACAAGCUCCAAAACUCCAAAUCCUAUGCAUAAUCCUUCUUGUUUGGAAUGCAAUUUGUUACUCUUUCCCUUUUCUUCUCUUUUUAUUGCUCUGUUGUUGUGUUCCACUCAUUACCAUCCUCCUUGGUUAUGACAUGAACAUGGGAUCCUCUUCUAGAGGUGCUUCGGAGGAUCAAAUCUCACAACUUCCAUCUUGGAGAUUUAAAGUUGGGCAUACCAAAUUAGAUCUUGAUAAUGAUUCUCAAUGCAGCGAAAGAUUGAUCCGCGAUGAGCCGGAAUGUUGCAUAUGUUUGGCCAAAUACAAAGACAAAGAAGAAGUUAGGCAACUGCCUUGUUCACAUAUGUUCCAUCUAAAAUGUGUUGAUCAAUGGCUAAGAAUUAUAUCAUGCUGCCCUCUUUGUAAAAAAGAAUUACAAAGGUAGCAACAAUAACACAAGUCAACACACCAACAAACAACGCACUAAAUCUUAUAUGCAUAAUAUAUAUACAAUAUACUCCCAAAGUUUUUGUUUUCCCACUUUGGUUACAUGAGUGAGUUUGUGUGCAUGUACAGAAGAGAUCACCAUUCACCAGUAACCAAAAUUUUACAUUAAAAUUAUAGUGCUUAUAGUUCUCAAGGGUGAAUCCUAAUUACUUUUUCAAAAUAGCUUGUUGCCUGUUUAAAGAAUUUCUUUUCCACUAAAAUGGAUGUACAAUUUUUUUCUGUGAGAUUUAAAUAUUGUAAGGUAUUGAUCCAUGUACUGAAUAAUAAUGAAGUGAAUAUUUAUA
Messenger RNA from Vicia villosa (hairy vetch), 922 nucleotides. RefSeq names its product E3 ubiquitin-protein ligase At4g11680-like. The transcript has 2 exons. The coding region runs from base 16 to 576 and encodes 186 amino acids. The record is from RefSeq and is a predicted model, not a curated record. Lineage: Eukaryota; Viridiplantae; Streptophyta; Magnoliopsida; Fabales; Fabaceae.